GCCAUGGUUAUAGGCGAGCCGUUGACUGGCAGCGACUUGGUCGAUUUUCACGCCCACUUCGAUGACCUGCAGCCGGCCGAGUCGAAGAAGCACGAGGAGUACGGCGAGGAGGGUGAAUCGGAGUCGGGCGAGAAAAAGCACAGCGAGCACUACAAGGAGCAUGGCGAGAAGAGCAAAAAGGGUCACAAGCAUGCCGAGCACCAUGAGAAGGGUGAGAAGGGCCACCACGACAAGGAGGGCAAGAAGGGCGAGCACGGCGAGGAGGAGGGCCACGAAAAGAAGCACAAGCACUCGGAGAGCCAUCACAAGAAGAAGAAGAAGGGCGAAAAGGGCGAAAAGGGCAGCGAGUUCGAGGAUCACGGCAGCUACAAGAAGGGGCACUCCAUCAAGGGCAAGCACAACGUGCACAAAUUGAACGAGGACAAAAAGGAAAAGAAAUACUACGACGAGGAUCAUGUGGAGGGCGGCGAGGAGAAGCACGGCGGCUUCGAGGAGGGCAAAAAGCACAAAAAGGGCAGCAGCUAUAAAAAGGGCGAGCACAAAAAGGGCGGCCACGACGAGCACUAUGGCAAAAAGGGUCACAGCAAAAAGGGCCACAAGAAAAAGGGCCACCAGGGCCACAAGAAGAAGCACGAGGAGGCCAAGAAGUGGGGCCACAAGAAGGAGCACGGCAAAAAGGGCGGCGAGGAGCACAAAAAGAAGUGGCACAAGUCGCAAAAGAAGAGCAGCGAACACGAUCACGGACACUAG
This is a messenger RNA of Drosophila navojoa, 750 nucleotides long. RefSeq lists its product as uncharacterized. The record is from RefSeq and is a predicted model, not a curated record. NCBI's taxonomy places the organism in Eukaryota, Metazoa, Arthropoda, Insecta, Diptera, Drosophilidae.